Molecule: messenger RNA, 1383 nt
Organism: Grosmannia clavigera kw1407
Lineage: Eukaryota; Fungi; Ascomycota; Sordariomycetes; Ophiostomatales; Ophiostomataceae
Product: swirm domain containing protein
Exons: 1
Coding region: 1-1383 (460 amino acids)
Biological process (GO): chromatin remodeling; regulation of transcription by RNA polymerase II
Cellular component (GO): nucleus; SAGA-type complex
Molecular function (GO): protein binding; chromatin binding; transcription coactivator activity
Source: RefSeq, a predicted model, not a curated record
AUGGCAUCGGCUUUUAAAAAGCCGCUGGAUAUCAGCAACCUCAUGUCACCACCGGAGCCCGACCAGCUCGACAGCUUCAGCGUCAAUGAUGAGUGCAGCCGCAGUUGCAGCCCGGUAGUAACUCACACACAGGUUCCCGCGAACAAGAGCACUGCCCUUCCUGGGAAUGGCCCAUUGUCUCCCCCGAUCUCGCCGCGGGACAAGAAGACAGACUCUCCCUCGCCUCCUGAUGUUACGUCGUCUGCUUCUGCUUCCGCCUCCCAGGCGACUGCUUGCGACCCCAUUCUGUACCCUGCCACGAACGAAGCUCCAUCAGCAGCUCUGUCGCGGCCCCUUUUUGCCUCCACUGUUCCGUCUACAACUGUCAGCAACGCUGCUUCAGACGUGGUGAACGAACAUGUUGCAGCCCGUUCGCCGGCAUUAUUCUAUCACACGGCACCCCCCAAAGGCGAAGACUAUGAAUUAGCGCUUUACAUGAGGGUGGAGAUGAUGAACACCAUCGAGAAAAAUCGCAAUUCAUGGCUGAAGAAGGAGCGUGAGCAGUUGGUGGCUGACCGCACGGCUGCAGCCGACCGGAGCAGGCGUCUGCAUCACAUCCUACCUGCUGCAAAGUCGACGCCGCCUGCACCACGGGCCUCUACACCACGUCUCAUGAGGCUCCAGUUCUCCGCGCAACAGGCGCAGCAGGCACAACAGGCACAGCAGUCGCACCCGUCACACCAGUUGCCGCAGGCAUCCCAGCCACAGCCACAGUAUCAAUUUCCACAGGGCCCGCAGACACGGCUAGUUUCCGAAUCGCACAUUAUGCAACUUCAGCAACGGUCAUCUGCGGCUCUGCAUCCUGUGGUGGACGCAAACAAUCGGGUCACAAAACGUUCGAGAGCUGCUCCGACACGCAUUGCCCCUCAGGUGCACAACGCAUUCCAGACGUCUGGCAGUGGUGGCAGCGGAAGCAACAUGCGCGCGCCCGGGACGUCGCCGGAACCGCGCGUGCGCACAACUGCACCCAAUCGCGAGGACAAGGAUUUUGCUUCUCUGCCAGACUACUGUCCACCCCUCAGCACACUGCCUGAGCGGACUAACAACCUCAAGGUGGACUGGAAGGGCAACGCACUGGACCUCUCGCGGGAUGCACACCUGCACCUGUUGCAUCGCGAUGAGGUCGGACUGGCGGCGAGCCUGCGGCUGGACUGUGCGACCUAUCUCACGAGCAAGCGACGCAUCUUUAUGCGGCGGCUAGAGUGUGCCCGCAUCGGCAAGGAGUUCCGCAAGACGGAUGCUCAGCAGGCAUGCAAGAUUGACGUCAACAAAGCGUCGAAGCUGUGGACGGCUUACGAGAAGGUGGGCUGGCUGCGAAUCGACCACAUGAAGCGGUUCCUCUGA